Molecule: messenger RNA, 3949 nt
Organism: Toxoplasma gondii ME49
Lineage: Eukaryota; Apicomplexa; Conoidasida; Eucoccidiorida; Sarcocystidae
Exons: 2
Coding region: 324-1427 (367 amino acids)
Source: RefSeq, a predicted model, not a curated record
GUGCAUGCGAGCACGCCACAGACGUACCUGCUUACCUGAACUCCAUGCAAAGCUUCAAGCGUUUUUGAGAGGGGGGAGGCAACAGGAUAUCCCUGUAGAGAGUACCAAUAACAGUUGCAUCUUUGUGAAACCGUGAAUUGCUGCUUCAGGUCUGUUUUUGUGCGUUGUUGACGGUGUGAGGGCCACCUACAGAGGCUCUUGGGGACGCUCAUGUAACGUUCGCGCAUCUCGCCAUCGACAGCUUACGGAGAGAAGCCCAGCUGAUACGGGACGUAUGGUGCACUGGAGAGGACGUAUACAUUGCCCAGCACCUUGCCCAUCGCAUGAUUCGUGAAAAUGAUAGAUCACCAGCCGCUUCCACGCAGCUGCAUUGGAAACAACAGGACAGAGGCAACUAUCAUCGCUUCUUCUCACGGCGUCAAGCACAGGUACAAGAACUCGAAUCUCAAGCGCUUAUCCUGGAACAGGAACUCCACAGCCUGCUCUCCUCUUCGUCAGGCCCUGAGACAGAACCGCCGCCUGAUUUCGAAUCAGCGACGGUGCAAUCUCACCCACCUACGAUGGGUAAAAGGAAAGCAAAACAGAAACAUCUGUUCCAGGACACUGGCGCGUACCCAGGCGAAAGCGGCUCAAGAGGCGCACCUAGGACGUGGCCUAGGUCUCUUUGGCUAACACAUGUGGGGGAGUUCCCGCUGGUCAAGGCUGCUGGCCUUGCGCCCGCCCGAGGUCCUGAGACUCUCACCAGACAACUGGCUCAGCGACAGAGAGACCGCCGAUCAGAACAAGUGACUGCGUCUUCUUCAACAACAGUCAAACGCGCGCCACAGGCUUCAGGCGAACAGGUACCAGCACGUCGAGAACCAGUUCGCUCCAGCACUCUCCACCGCAGCCCAGCCCCCUCCGAAACGAAAGGUACCUCUGGCGGGAUCGAGGCACCCCCCUCCAAAAAAGCACGGCUCCUUCCGUAUUUAUCAGCUCAAUCCGCUGCAUCCCUGCCAUCGCCCCCGACUCUUGUCUCUCCGCUUGGGCCCCAGUCGUCGACGUCAACGGAGGGCCGAGGGCCGCCUCAAGACCCGACGCUGUCUCAGGGCUCGGCCUCCCCUCAGGAGGUUUCUCGAUUGACCGCCCCUCCUCCCCUGGCACACCCCGCAACGUCUGCUGCUAUGCGUGAGCUGACUCGAUAUCUGUCGCUGCCGCUCAAGAAGCGGCCCAUCCGUGAAGCUCCAUCUGCGCUGCACACGUCGCCCACCAACCCUCCAGGGAGCGAGGAAGGUAUCGUCACUAUCGGACCUCCUGUGGCAUCUGGCACUGAGCCUUCAAUCCACCAUCGAUUACCACCGACCACGGCGCCGUCGGACCCGGCGUCGGCGUCAGCCACUGCCCCUAGUGAACAUCUCCGGAUACACCCUCGCCCUUCAGAUCCCUAGUGAAGUCAUGUUUCAUGCGUCACAACGAGACUAUCGCUCACGGCCUGGUCAGUGACCUGCUAGCGGGGAUAUGGUUUGUUCCUGGCUGCUUUACCGCUAUACACGAGAGACAUGUGUGCAACCUGACUCGGUGUGGCGCGCAACGUGCGAUUUUUUUCCACUCGGUCCCAGCUUAUUUGGAAAGCGGUACCCGAAGCGGAACGGAGGAGCGGACUCCACCGAACGCAAUAUCGCAUGACAAGCGAGAUACCAGAGAAAAUUUUUCGGCCGGAGUUGCACGCAGAAUUUUUGUCCGGCGUUCCACCUCGCAGGAACUGGGCAGCAGCCAUCAAUGCACACCAACCCUCAGCUCAUUUGUACGUCCGGCAUACGCGUUUUCUCUUCGUCUACUGUUCCGGAGGAAAAACCCUGAUGUUCCCUGCCGAACCCGGUAUGUUCGUUGAAGGGACUAGUACUUGAUGUACGGCCCCUUGUCAGGGGUUUUUCAGAUUCUUGAAGCACUACGUGGUGCCAUAUUCAAAGGCACCACACGCAUGUACUUAAUUCGCGUGGAUGCAGAGCUCCAAGAGUGGCAAAGAGGGACGAGGUGGGACUGGCGCCUGGUUCACGAGGCGAGUCACUUUUUCUCCUCUGCGCCAGAGAGUGCUAGUCGGAUCGGGGCAUAGUGGGCGUCUAUUUGCGUGACAGGUGCACACGUCUCCAGAGCUGAAAAUGAAGAAAACCGGUGAAUAGAGCUGUGGCCGGAAAUCAUUGAUCUUCACGCGGAGGGCUUCGUGUCGGGGUAUUUCACACUGCGAGGGAAUACGAUUCCAUCAAAUCGUCGCUCCCUACUCGUAUGUGUGGGACAUGGAGUGGCCAGCACAUUGAUCUGCACACAUGCCAUCGACGGGCAACCGCUCGCAGCAUCGGUGAGGACGGGACGGGUGUAGUUUUCCUAAUGUCGCAGUGCUUUACACCGGCACCCUAGACUUAAGGUAAACAUGUGCAACAGUACCCGUAGGGGGGGAACGCACGGAUAUUGCCAUUUGCUAUCCGACCGACCUGACUUUUGUGAAUUCUCAUCACGUGAUACUCGUCUCAAGCGGCAAAAUCGCGUGGAGAAGUGUGGGUGUUCAGUGGCCAAGAGCUAAAAGAGAACAGUUGUGUCGUGCAGUUCUCAGUGGAGCUCAUGAUGAAGGUCGACGGAAUUAUGGUUAUCCUUCAGGUUUACAUAUCCAAUGAGAGGAUUUAACAAUGUUCAAACGUGCGGGUAUGAUGUUGCUCUUGUCUAAUCUCUGCAGCGUUGAUCGUGGCAACCGAUAUUGUUUACUGACCUGAGACUACGUUGGGAAUAGUACCCGGUUUUAGAUUUGGCACGGAUUUCACCGUUCUUGAAGUCCUUGCGUUGAAGUCAGAAUUAUCUUUUGUUCGUUCGAUGGCAACGACACUAACACACGCGUGUCGAAUACUCUUUGUGGUACGACCUCCAUGUGACAUUGACGCUUAAUCGCUUUCAUCGAGACUUUACUUACUGGUCUUGUUUGUUACGUCAUGAGGGGGGCGGUGCCAGAAUGAAGGAUGGUGCAGUGAAGGGUCGGCUUCGAUUCUGACAAGAAUGUGUCUAAAUGCGAGACCCUCAGUAUGGGCAGGUUAUUUGUAGUUGUAGCAGAGUAUGGAGGAGAGCAAUCCGUGAACGAGGCGCUGACUGAGACGCCGUUCAGAUGUGGGAGAGCAAGCCGAGUAAGCAAAGCCCGUUACUGUAGAAUGGGCGGAGCUCAACUUUUGUUAGCGCGAGUCUAAAGGUUUUGUUGCCAAUUCUCACGUCGCAGUCUGACGCUGUGGAGCGAUCAGAGGCUGUCUUCUGGAGAAACAGUGUGUAAUCGGAUUCAUGGUGAUACACCCGAGUCUUCGUGUCUUUGUUGAAGACCUCCGCGUGUCGUGCACUGAAUUACGAGCACCACUCCCUGAUCUAGCGUAUCGCUGUCUACAUUCCUUCGGUAGAAUGAGGUCGCUUACAAGGCUGUCACGGAAAAUCCGUUCAUGGUUAAGCAAAGAAGCUGAUACUGAGGAGUUUACAGGGUGGCAAUGACACGGCUACCAACCUGAGCCUUCCUGCUCAAAGGGUGACUGAAGUUCCCGCAACAUUCGAAGAACACGAAUGGUUACGAAGAGAGAACGGAAAACGCUGGAUGACGGAAGUGAAGAUCACAAAAGGCAUACACAACGUCGGAAGAAGAUAGCAGACGAGCGAUUGCAACAGCGAGAAGAGGGAUCAUGACGAAUAUAGCUGCAAGUCGAACGGCUACCUGCAGUGUCACUCGUCUGUUCACGAAAGCAUCACGUUUGCCUAGCUUUAUAUCAUGGAACAUCACAUAAUCCGUUAUAUGUAUGUGUAUCGACAUCCUGUCUACACAUACGUCAAAGCUGCAUGCAUGCAUAUGUAGGCGCAUGCUAAAUUGCCUGUUUAGUUUUAUCCCUUUCUCGUAGCGAGCAGCAGGAAUCAACGAGUGCGCGGUAACACAGCUAAGCUGGGAACGAACGGC